GCCAAUAGAGCCAGUGACCAGCUGGCAGGAUGGGGACUGCAGCCGUGUCUCCUGCACCCAGAGUGUCCGGCUGCGUUUCGGGGCGCACCACUGCAGGCUGAAGCCACCAAAAAGAGACUGAAAUCCUAGAGAGGGACAGCUUGCAAAAAGCAGAGAGCUCUCCACUACUGUAGAUGGGGCUCUGGAUAUGCUGCCUUUGCUCCAGAGCUGCAGAUCCAUUGAUGCUGCUCCUGGUUUUGGCUCUGGGCUGUAACCCCUCCACAGCAGCAGCAGCAGCAGCUUCUCCGUCUGUGCCCCACGUCAAACCCAGCUACAGCUUUGGCCGGACUUUCCUGGGACUUGAUAAAUGCAACGCCUGCAUUGGGACAUCCAUAUGCAAGAAGUUCUUUAAAGAGGAGAUAAGGUUUGACACCUGGCUUUCUUCUCAUUUAAAGCUGCCCCCCAGCUCCCUGCUCAGCUACUCGGGCAACUACACGGACGAUGCCAAGAGCUGGCGGCUGGUGGACAUCACCCGCCUGACCUCCAAGUACCAGCACGACCGGGCGGACAAGCGCAUCUGCACCUCCCUGCUCGGGACCAGGAGCUGCAGCCUGGAGCGUGCCCUGCGCCGCACACAGCGCUUCCAGAAGUGGCUGAGGGCCAAGCGCCUCACGCCCGACCUGGUGCAGGGCCUGUCCAGCCCCUUGCUGCGCUGCCCGUCCCAGCGGCUCCUGGACAGGAUCGUGCGGCGCUACGCCGAGGUGCCCGACGCCGGCAGCAUCUACAUGGAUCACCUCACAGACAGGGACAAGCUGCGCCUGCUCUACACCCUGGCAGUCAACUCACACCCCAUCCUCUUACAGAUCUUCCCUGACGUGGAGGGCUGGCCCUUCCCGCGGUACCUGGGCUCCUGCGGGCGCCUGCUGGUCAGCGCCAGCACCCGGCCCCUGCGCGACUUCUUCGGCGCGGCGCCCGAGGUGGCCGCGGACCUGGCGCUGCAGCUCCUGGCCGUGCUGCGCUCCAUGGCCAGCAACGACCUCAACUACUUCUUCUACUUCACCCACGUGGACGCUGGCACCUUCGGCGUUUUCAGCAACGGGCAUCUGUUCAUCCGCGAUGCCAGCACGCUGGGCAUCAUCGACAAGGAGGAAGGGAGCCAGCUGAUCGAUGGCCAACAGGAGUACAGAGACAUCUUCAGCUGCCUGACCGCGGACUGCCAGCCUGCCUUAGUGUCCUGUGACUCCAUCAGGGACCAGCACAGCCUCGUCAUGGUGUGCCAGGACCUCCUUCCCAAGCUGCUGUCAGGGAAGUUCCAGCCCCAUGUGCAGGAGAGCAUCAACGCCUUCCUGCAGCGCUGCGCCCGCGGCCUCGGCGACGACGACGGCGGUGCCAGAGAGGCCAUGGCGGAGCUGGCAGGGAUCCUGAAACCUCUGCGCUCCUGCGACUCCCGCUUCGCCUACCGCUACCCCGACUGCAGAUACAGUGACAAAUACUGACACUGGGGCUGGGCCUGCCAGGGACUGGGGCAGCGUCAGCCUCCUCCCAGAGUGGGAAGGAGAAAACAAAAAAAAUUUGGGAAAUUUAGUGACUACAAGACAAUGGACAGGGAUGACAUCAGGUGCAGUGCAAAGAACCAAAAAGAGGCCAAAACUAACUACACAGAUGUUGCAAAAGCAGGGGGAAAAAUCAGGGAGGAAGACACAACUUGGAGGGGAAGAUACGAAGGACGUGGCAUGGAUACUUAAAAAAAAAAAAAGAAGAAAAAUUGUAGGUGAUAUGAAAGCCAUCAAAAGGCAUGGCAUGCUAUAAAGUGCAGGGACAUGCACCAAAGCUUGCCCAAUUGAUCUCCAUUGAAAUCACAAGAUUUCGUUUCCCAUCCCGAAAGGAAAUUUUCCAGGGUGGCUGGAAAGAGCUGCCCCAAAUCUGGGGUGUUCUUGGUGUAAGAGGGAGCAGAGUGCACAUGGGAUUUAUUAUUCAUCUGCUAGAGAUGCAUUUGUUACAUGGGAUAUAGACGUGAUGUAUGGUUUAGACAUGGUUUAUGGAUUAUUAAUGUUGUCAUGACUGACAAGGGGCCACAGGAUUAAUAAAUCUCGUUCACGUGUUUUGGCCUUGGAAGAA
Melospiza melodia melodia is the source of this 2097-nucleotide messenger RNA. It is a transcript of the gene DIPK2B, whose product is annotated as divergent protein kinase domain 2B. The transcript is spliced from 5 exons. The record is from RefSeq and is a predicted model, not a curated record. Lineage: Eukaryota; Metazoa; Chordata; Aves; Passeriformes; Passerellidae. The coding region runs from base 174 to 1475 and encodes 433 amino acids.